GGCUGCUUGUAGGUCUGAGUGGGAAUUGGGCGCGAUAGGAGCUCGCUGAUGGUGUGGGCCGCCGCGUGGACGCCGGAUGGUGGAGUUUGAGGCGCCCUGCUGACGACCAUGGAAGUGUGCGAGAGCCUAUGCUUCCUCUGCCCCGACCUGCGGACCAGGUCUCGCCACCCGGUCAAGCGCUACAAGAAAUUGCUCGCCGAAAUCUUCCCCAAGUCGCAGGAUGAACCACCAAACGAUCGAAAGAUAGGCAAAUUGUGCGAAUAUAUUUCCAAGAAUUCACUGCGUGUACCAAAGAUUACCGUUUAUUUGGAGCAAAAGUUUUUCAAGGAAUUGAGAUCUGAGCGUUUUGGCUCAGUGAAAGUUGUCAUGGCAAUUUACCGAAAGGUGAUAUGUUCUUGUCCGGAGCAACUGCCCCUUUUUGCCAAUAGUUUACUGACCAUCGUAGAGACCACAAUGGAGCAAAAUAGACAUGAUGACUUACGGAUAAUAGCGUGUCAAAUGCUUUUUGACUUUGUAAACUACCAGGUUGACAGCACUUACAUGUUCAAUCUAGAGAACCAAAUUCCUAUACUAUGUCAGCUGGCCCAAGAGAUGGGUGAGAAGGAGAAGACAUCCAGUCUUCAUGCUGCCGCGCUCCAAGCCCUUUCAUCUUUGGUCUGGUUUAUGGGUGAGCACUCCCAUAUCUCUUCAGAACUUGACAAUGUUGUCUCUGCAGUUCUGGAAAACUAUGACAGCCCAUAUGCAAAUUCCGAGAAUAAUGAUGACACCAUUGAGGACAGAAGGAGUCGCUGGGUGAAUGAAGUUCUCAAGGCUGAAGGUCAUGGCCCUCCUGCUGUUACCAUUUUGGCGAGGGUUUCUUCAUGGAAAGAUAUUAGAGCUACCAACGGUGCAUUGAAUUUGACAACAGAAGAAUCAAGAAGUCCAAAUUUCUGGUCUGGGAUUUGCCUGCACAACCUUGCUAGAAUAUCUAGGGAAGCAACAACCAUCCGGCGAGUUCUGGAGACAGUAUUUCGUUAUUUUGAUACUAACAAUAUGUGGUCACCUUCUAAGGGACUUGCACUGUGUGUCCUCCUGGAUAUGCAGAUUGUGAUGGAGAAAGCUGGACAGAAUGCGCAUAUAUUGUUGUCGAUGUUAGUUAAGCAUCUCGAACACAAGAAUGUAUCGAACCAACCAGAUAUGAUUCUAGACAUCAUUGAAGUUACAGCACACCUUGCUGAGAAUUCCAAAGCUCAAUCUUCUACUGCAAUAAUGGCUGCAAUUAGUGAUAUGGUCAAGCAUUUGGGUAAAAGUAUGCAAGAUGAAAGUCUUGGAGGCGAAAACAAAUGGAAUGACAGCUAUCAGAAAGGUGUAGAUGAAUGCAUUAUUCAAAUGUCUAGAAAGGUCGGUGAUGCUGGACCUAUCCUUGAUACAUUAGCUGUAGUACUGGAGAAUGUUUCAAGUACCACACCUGUUGCACGGUCAACCAUUUGUGCAGCAUAUCGUACAGCUCAAAUAAUUGCUUCAUUGCCAAACUUGACAUAUAAGAGCAAAGCAUUUCCUGAGGCAUUGUUUCAUCAACUGAUUAUGGCAAUGGUCUAUCCCGAUUGCGAGACCCAUUUAGGGGCACACCGGAUUUUCUCUGUUGUUCUUGUUCCCUCCUCUGUCGCUCCAUGCUCUUUCUCAGGAACUUCACAGACAAGCAAGGUUAAUCUGCAGAAGACAUUAUCCAGGACAUCGUCAGUUUUUUCAUCUUCAGCAGCUUUGUUUGGGAAAUUAAAAAGAAACGUGUCUUCAUUUCGUGGAAGUCCACGGCGGGAAAGCUCAAAUCUAAUGCCCAUCAUCACUGAGGACACAGAACAGGGCAGUGAAAAUGAGCCACAAUUGUUUAAGUCACAGACUAUCCAAAGGAUGACUAGUGUAAAAGAUCCUUCUUUACCGUCUGCAACAGAAAUAAGUAAAUCAAGUGGACCUGCUCCAGAAACAGAACCAGUCAUCCUCAUACUGAGUGCACGUCAGGCAAAUCUUCUGCUUUCAUCGCUGUGGACCCAGGCAUUGUCACCUGAAAAUGUUCCACGAAACUAUGAAGCAAUUUCACAUACUUACAGCUUGAUGCUACUAUUUUCUGGAGACAAGAACUCACAGCUAGAAAUUCUGGUCGGCAGCUUUCAGCUUUCCUUUUCUUUAAGAAAUAUGUCAUUACAAGCAGGUUUUCUGCCACCAUCACGCAGGCGUUCUCUUUUUACUCUGGCGACGUCUAUGAUUGUGUUCUUUUCGAAAGCUUUUAGUGUUCCAACACUCAUUCCAGUUGUGAAAGAUUUGUUGAUUGAAAGUACCGUUGAUCCAUUUCUUCGUUUAGUUGAUGACCUCAGAUUGCAAGCUCUUGACAGUGGUAUCGAAUCUGUCUUUAGAGACUACGGUUCGAAAGAAGAUAACGAUUUUGCUACGAAAUCUCUCUCUAACAUCAAACUGAAUGAUCAGUCAAAACAAAUAGCAGUUUCUCUUAUUCUUGAUAGCUUGAAGCUAUCUGACCCAGAGUUAUCUACUGUAAGAAACCAGUUGUUUGAGGAUUUCUCAGCAGAGGAUGUGUGUCCUAUCGGUUCACAUUUUAUUGCAUCACCUUCAAAAUCUCCUGCAUAUAACGCGAAGUUGCACCAAAAAUCCUUGGAGGUUAUUCCUAUGGGGUUUAUUUUCGAGGAUGAUACGAUUGUUGAACCAACUGAUACCUUAGCAGAACCGACGGAUAAUGGUCUUCUUGAUGUCGAUCAGCUUCUCCAAUCAGUUUCGGAGACAUCUCAGAAUGUUGGAAGAUUGUCCGUGUCAACAAACCAGGGUUUGCCUUUUAAGCAGGUGGCCGACCAAUGUGAAGCUCUCUUAAUCGGAAAGGAGAAAAAGCUAUCUGUCUGCAUGAGUGCCCAGCAACAAGAGGUUGGCACAGGGUUGCUCGAGUCAUCUGAGCCAGAUUCUCCAAUAGCUGGGAUAAUCCUGCAGUCAGACGAUGACCAGUGCUACUCCAAUUUCUGCAAGCUACCAGUCCUGAAUCCCUAUGACAAGUUCCUCGCAUCCGCUGGUUGCUAAGACCGCCUACCGCAGGAAAUGAACACAGAAACAUGCAAAUCUAGGGUCCCACAACACCACGGGAAGCUACCAGUUUCCAGCAAAUGGUGGCUCUAUGGCUCUAAAUCCAUGCAUCAAGCAUGACGCAUUUGUUACUUGCAACAGAUCGAGGGGAGUCACCGGUAUGCAAGAUGAGAUGAGUUCGUCCCGUCAUAAGAAUUGAAUAGUGCCUUGACAGCACUAGUCGGUUGCCUACUCCUUGCUCCCGGUCGAGGUCAUAUGGGGGAUGUAAUUAAUUCUGCCCAAGAAGAAUCAGCUAGUCGUUUUGUGCAAUCUGUUAGGGUUUUAUCUUAUCAUUCAGUUGUUAACCAGCUAUCUCGCAACUGUAAUUAUGCAAGCUGGGCUCAUCGUGCUGUGUCACAUGUUGGUAUUCAUGUGUAUAUGGUCCGGGAAAUUCAUCUGCUCAGUGAUUUUGUUCGAGAUGAACCCAUUGAUAUCUCUGUUUGGCUCAUCAGUUUGUAAAUUAGGUGAGUACAGAGAACAUUUCCACUGCUUGUAGUAGUGCACCUGGUGAACUGGACCUCAGUGCACUAAUAGAAAUAGAAAAGAAGAUCCAAAA
This is a messenger RNA of Triticum urartu, 3652 nucleotides long. Its product is annotated as protein SEMI-ROLLED LEAF 2. The record is from RefSeq and is a predicted model, not a curated record. NCBI's taxonomy places the organism in Eukaryota, Viridiplantae, Streptophyta, Magnoliopsida, Poales, Poaceae.